AGGUUUAGUAUCAGUCCAGGGAAACUAAUCUGUAGAACUGACCUGUUCAUCACUAUGAAGGUGACUGCUCUGAUCCUUCUCUUGGGAAUAUCCAGCACAGCUGGAGCCCUUCAGUGUCAAACCUGCACAGAUCAGACGUGUUCAACCACAGUAGCAAAAACAUGUUCUUCAGAGACCAUGUGUGUUACAGCUACUAUUUUAGCUACCUCAUCUGGAACUACGGCAAUACAAAUCUACAAGGCAUGUGCAUCUUCCUCCCUGUGUCCAACUACCUGCUCUCAGACAUUUUCAGUUGACCUGGGUGUUCAAAGUGCUCUUGCAUCUGCCACGUGCUGCAAAACGAAUAACUGCAACUCAGCAACUCUGGCUGCCCCUACUCCUCAGUCAAGUAACGGCCUACUAUGUAACUCUUGUUCCACCUCUCAGUGCAACACACCAUUGCAAUGUCAGGGAGUGGAGGACCAAUGCUUUCAAUCAAUGAUGAACGAUGGCACCAACGAUUUUCCAGCUUACGGCUGUGCAUCCAGCAACCUGUGUGCAGCUGCUUCAAGCCUGGGUUCUCUACCUUUCAUGCAGAGUGUUGGUACCAUAAAAAUUGGACCAACCUGUACUUUACCCACAACAACUGCAGCACCAACCACAACCACAGCUGCUCCAACAACAACAACCGCUCCAACUACAACCACUGUGGCACCAACCACCACCACAGCUGCUCCAGCAACAACGUCUGCUGCUCCAACAACGACAACAGCUGCACCAACAACGACAACAGCUGCUCCAACCACAACCACCGCUGCUCCAACUAUAACCACUGCAGCACAAACCACAACAACGGUGGCACCAACAACCACAACUGCUGCUCCAACAAAAACAACAGCUGCUCCAACCACAACCACUGCAGCACCAACCACAACAACAGUUGCAGGAGCAACAACAACUGCUGCUCCAACAACAACAACAACUGCUCAAACCACAACAACG
Messenger RNA from Haplochromis burtoni (Burton's mouthbrooder), 981 nucleotides. Its product is annotated as GATA zinc finger domain-containing protein 4-like. Lineage: Eukaryota; Metazoa; Chordata; Actinopteri; Cichliformes; Cichlidae. The annotation marks the transcript as partial. The transcript has 5 exons. The record is from RefSeq and is a predicted model, not a curated record.